This is a messenger RNA of Mesocestoides corti, 921 nucleotides long. The record is from the annotation of a GenBank genome assembly. Lineage: Eukaryota; Metazoa; Platyhelminthes; Cestoda; Cyclophyllidea; Mesocestoididae.
AUGUCUCAGAAUAUCUCGAAUCUCAGCAAUUUUGACGCUCAUGCAUUCGCGGCCCCAGCAGGUGUCGCUGAAAAUGACCUAGGGAACCAGACAUUCCCGAGGCCCAACUUUCUGACACUGCAUAACUUUGUCGACAAGUCGGUUGAGGCUGUUGGGUCCUCUGGCAGUGACGAGGGUGUUUUGGUGGCCGGUGCUGAUUCCCUUAACGCAUCUCCUACCGUCUCCAGUGGUAAUGGAACCCUAUCUUUCGCACUGUCUCCCGAUGCUGAAGAAGUCGCUCAUCUGCGUGCUGCCUCUGAAAAUAAGGCGACUUCUGGCGAUUCCGACGCGUUGGAGGAUAUGCGUGUGGAAUGUUGUGUCUUGAGGGCACGCAUUGGAGACAUUGAAGAUCAGAUGGAACAGACGCGGGAAAACCACCGUCGCCUCGUCGAGGAGACUCGGCAACAUCGUACCGAGGUGGAAAACCUGCGGACGCAGCGGGCCGAGCUGGAGGCAGCCCUCGCUGAAGCCCAGGCGAACAUCGCUGCUCUCGAGAGUAAGGAUCGACAGCAGCAUCCGUCGACCGCCUUCAACCACCUUUCACCACCAACCUCCUGCUUGGCCGACUCAUCUGCUCAUUCUGAUCGAAUCGAACUGGUCCCCGGACGUCUGGUAACGGCCUCCUCCCUAACCGUAAUUCCACUAAUGCUGCUAGUGUUUGCCGUGACCACCAGCGUCGAAGCCCCUCGUCGUCGUUACCCCACAUACUCCCCAACAUUGAUGAAAAUGUCUACUUUGAUUACGCAGGCCAUUGUCCGGCUCCUCACUCCGCCCGUUCGCAAACCCUGUACACAACCACGCGAGUUCAGACUUUUGUUGAGAGGCACACACGCCCAGAUUGGUGUGCCCGAACCAUGCGACAACACACCUCAUCCUGUGUAA